UGAGUGGAUCACUUCGAACGGGUAGUAUUUAAGCCUCACUACUCGCUGAAAUUCAAAUCAUUCGCAGCCCCUCAACGGAAUCGAAAUGUGCUACAGAUAUAGCUUCAGUUUUGUUUUAAUCGCGGUUCUGCUUUUGGCAGCCGGAAUUCACGGAGCUCCCUCGGAUAUUGUGGUGGAAAAGGCGGCGGAUCCAAAUGCCCCGCAAACCGUGCCAGACGGUGAAUCCAAAGUCCCCGAGGAUUGCCAUCAGCCGAAGGAAACUGGUCGCUGUUUUGCCCUCUUCUAUCGAUUUGCCUACAAUGUGGAUACCCAAUCAUGCGAGGAAUUCGUUUACGGUGGUUGUGCCGGCAAUAAGAACAAUUUCGAAUCCAAAGAGCACUGCGAACAGGCCUGCCUGGGAAAGUCAAUAAAUCCUAGCUCGGAAACCACCACUGAACAAAACAGCGAAGUGACCACCGAAUCGAGCACUACUGCUUAAUUGAAAUUUAGUUUUUAGUACGUAACGCCUAGGUUUAUGCGUCAUCCAACUGCAUCUCCACCACAAACGCAACACAUUUAAUUACCCAGUUGAUUAUUUUAAUAAAUUUGAUUUAAAAC
Messenger RNA from Drosophila gunungcola (fruit fly), 597 nucleotides. RefSeq names its product kunitz-type serine protease inhibitor bitisilin-2. The record is from RefSeq and is a predicted model, not a curated record. The coding region runs from base 86 to 478 and encodes 130 amino acids. NCBI's taxonomy places the organism in Eukaryota, Metazoa, Arthropoda, Insecta, Diptera, Drosophilidae. Gene Ontology annotation, molecular function: serine-type endopeptidase inhibitor activity. The transcript has a single exon.